Molecule: messenger RNA, 3384 nt
Organism: Auanema sp. JU1783
Lineage: Eukaryota; Metazoa; Nematoda; Chromadorea; Rhabditida; Rhabditidae
Source: the annotation of a GenBank genome assembly
AUGGCUUUCCAUUGGCAGUCAAAUGUGAACGUACAGCAUGUAGGUGUUGAUGAUAUGGUCCUACUCUCGAAGCUCUCUGAGCAAGCUAUCGUAGAUAAUUUGAGGAAAAGAUUGCAAGCAAAUAGCAUAUUCACGUACAUAGGGCCUGUACUUAUUUCUGUCAACCCUUUCAAACAAAUGCCAUAUUUCACUGACAAGGAGUUAGAACAGUAUCAAGGUGCAGCUCAAUAUGAAAAUCCUCCUCACAUUUAUGCUCUUUCUGAUGACAUGUACAGGAAUAUGAUGAUUGAUAACGAGUCUCAAUGUGUCAUCAUCUCUGGAGAAAGUGGUGCCGGUAAAACUGUGGCAGCCAAAUAUAUCAUGAAUUACAUUUCACAAAUAUCGGGUGGAGGGAAACGUGUUCAACAUGUCAAAGAUGUAAUACUACAGUCCAAUCCUCUUCUGGAAGCAUUCGGUAACGCAGCCACUGUGAGGAAUUGGAACUCUUCCCGAUUCGGAAAAUAUGCAGAGAUUCUUUUUAGCAAAGGAGGAGAACCAAUAGGAGGAAAAUUAUCUAAUUUUCUCUUGGAGAAGUCGCGUGUCGUUCGUCAAAACAAUGGUGACCGGAAUUUCCACAUCUUCUAUCAACUGUUGUCUGGAGCUGAUGAUAAUUUGAGAAAAAACCUAGGCGUAGGAGAGUUAGAGUAUUAUAACUAUUUAAAUCAUAGUGGAGUCACAAGAGCAGAAGACACAGAUGACAGUAAAGAGUUUCAACAUACCUUACAUGCCAUGAAAGUUGUUGGGAUCAAUGAGGAAUCUCAACUGGAGAUUUUGAGACUAGUUUCUGCUGUUUUACACAUAGGAAAUAUUACUUUCAUCGAACAAAACAACUAUGCUGCAGUCCAGAGUCCAGACUUUUUGGAGUUUCCCGCAUAUUUGCUUGGUUUAACUACCGAUUCCAUCAGAGAAAAACUUAUAAGCAGAAGAAUGGAGAGCAAGUGGGGAAAUAAAACGGAACAAAUUGAUAUGACGUUGAAUGUGGAGCAAGCCAACUAUACGAGGGACGCUUGGGUGAAAGCCAUAUACUCAAGAUUGUUCGAUUAUUUAGUGAACUCUGUCAACCAAGCAAUCAACGUUUCUUCUUCUCACGAUAGUUUAACUAUUGGUAUCCUCGAUAUUUACGGUUUCGAGAUUUUUGAUCAUAAUGGUUUCGAACAGUUUUGUAUCAAUUUCGUUAAUGAGAAGCUUCAACAAAUAUUCAUUCAAUUAACACUUAAAGCCGAACAGGAGGAAUAUGUAAAAGAAGGAAUUCAGUGGACUGAAAUCGAGUACUUCAAUAAUAAGAUCGUCUGUGAUUUAAUUGAAGAAAAAAGACCACCAGGGAUUAUGUCGUUAUUGGAUGACACAUGUGCUCAGAAUCAUGGACAAUCAGAAGGAGUCGAUAAUCAAUUGCUAUCAACGCUAAACAAGGCCGUUUCUUCACAUCCUCAUUAUCAAACUGGUAGCGGAUGCUUCAUGGUCAAGCAUUAUGCUGGAGAUGUUGUUUACAAUGUUGAAGGUUUUUGUGAUAGAAACAGAGAUGUUCUUUAUCCGGACCUGAUUCUCCUGAUGCAGCAAUCCACUAAUUCAUUUGCUAAGCAGUUCUUCCAGGAUUCUGUUAACACAUCUGGGGGUAAACGUCCAACUACGUUUUCCACUAAGAUUCGCAAUCAAGCCAACGCUUUGGUUGAAUCUUUAAUGAAAUGCACUCCUCACUAUGUGCGUUGUAUUAAGCCAAAUGAAACAAAACGUUCCGGAGAUUGGGAUGAACAGAGAGUUCGUCAUCAAGUAGAGUACCUUGGAUUAAAGGAGAAUAUUCGUGUUAGAAGAGCUGGCUACGCGUAUCGAAGACCUUUUGAGAAGUUUUUAUGGAGAUAUGCUAUUUUAACGGAUGAAACUUGGCCUUCAUGGACUGGCGAUCCGAAAAAAGGAUGUGAAAUCAUUCUUGGACGUGUCGGACUAGAAAGGGAUCAGUACCAAAUGGGUCGAACAAAAGUUUUCAUAAAGAACCCCGAAUCACUUUUCCUGCUAGAAGAAAGAAGAGAGAGGAAAUAUGAUGGAUUCGCUCGAGUAAUUCAAAAAGCUUGGAAAAAACAUCAUGCUCGGGAACGACAUAUGAAAGAAAAGGAACAAGCAGCCGACUUAUUUUUCGGGAAAAAGGAAAGAAGAAAGUUUUCUCUUAAUAGAAACUUUGUUGGAGAUUAUAUUGGACUCGAGCAUCAUCCGGCUUUACAGUCCUUGGUCGGCAAAAGGGAACGUGUUGAGUUUGCUCACAGCAUGAACAAGUAUGAUCGUAGAUUUAAAGUAACUAAGUUAGAUGUUCUGUUAACUUCUAAGCAUCUUACCAUGAUAGGAAGGGAAAAAGUGAAGAAGGGUCCUGAGAAAGGCCGACUUGUGGAGUGUAUCAAGAGGCAAAUCGAUCUGCCUAAGAUUGCUAGCAUUGGUGUUAGUCCUUAUCAAGACGACUUUUUGGUGAUUCAUGUCAAAGACGAUUAUUCAACUCUAUUAGAGACACCUUUCAAAACAGAGUUCAUGACUAUCCUAAGUAAACGCUACAAAGAGAGAACUAAUGGGGUUAACCUAGUACUUGAGUUCAAACAAAAUCAUUCCGUAGUACUCAAGAAAAGUCGAUUCGGAGGAGGAACUAGAACUGUCCAAUUCACUCUUGAACCUACUGGAAACGCUCAAGCAGUAUUAACACCUAAAGGAAAUACUUUGAAUAUUGCUAUCGGACAGGGAUUGGCUAAUACGACAAGACCUUCAACGCAAAGGCCUGUUGCUGGUUACCAACGUAGAAAAGAUCAACUGCGAGUUUCGGGACGUAAAACGAAAAAUAUUAACAAUUCAAUAAAUUCUGCUUACAAUCCAAUGAAUGUAGUCAAACAGGAUGUUUCAUCAUCUGAUUCCCACGGUGUGGUUAGCCAGAUUCCUUCUUCUAUAGUGAACAGGUCUCCAGUAGCCUUCCAACCUCCCGUUCAUCAACCCCCUCCGCAUCAACUACCAACUCACCAACCGCCAUCACAUCAACCUUCUCCUCAUCAACAGUACCAACAGCAAGCCGAACAGCCAACCUCUAGGACACAAAUCAACCCGGCGAUGGUUGGAGGAGUUCCAACAGCGUUUGCGGGAAUGAAUAUCAACUCUAAUGGACCUGCACGACCUACUCCUAAGCCAAAGCCACCUGUAAAACCUAAAUUAUAUCCGGUUGUUAAAGCAUUAUAUGCGUAUGAUGCUCAAGAUACAGACGAGCUUUCGUUCAACGUGGGAGAUGAAAUAGAGUUAACGCAGAAACAUGAAUCAGGAUGGUGGCAAGGAAAAUUGCGUGGAAAAGUUGGACUGUUCCCAGCAAACUAUGUUAAAGAAUAG